AUGAAAAGAAAAAGGCAGGAAGGGAGAGCGUCCCAACCGGAGAAAAAACAGAAAAUUUUGGAGGAACCCAUUCACGGUCCUCGACCUAUCGUUAAUCAGUUCCUUUGUUUUGCGGAAAAAUAUUUACCUUGUAAGGUGUUGUUGGAUACUGGUGCAACUGGUCCUGUUUUGUCUGCUGUUUUUGUUGAUAGUUUUGAGGUCCCGAAGGUGAAACGAGACGUCCCGGCCCGAGUAUUUGGAUUUACGGGAGAAGUUAUGAAGGGCACGGGACACGCCUUUACACAACCAUUAACUAUAAUGUCAAGGGGGCAUCAGACACAGUUAUCAUUCGAAAUCGCCCCUCUCCCACUUGGCAUCGAUGCGAUACUACCGAACUGGUGGUUGAAAGAACACAAACCGGUUAUAGGGGCAAAUGGGGAAGUUUCCUACGAUGGUGAAAACUGCAAGAGUCGAUGCUUCACUGACAAGGAACUUCAAAUAGAGAUGGACGAGGGCGUAUUAGACGAUCCGGAGGCACAAUUCAUCGGUAGCAUCUGUCUAUUGGAAGAUGAAUCGGUUAACCUCCGCGAAACUCUUCCCUCUUGGCUCCACAAGUUCCUUAAAGUCUUCCUACCAUCGGAAGCAGAUAAUCUACCACCGCAUCGAUCUCACGACCAUACGAUAGACCUCGAACCAGGGAAGCAGCCGCCAUGGGGACCCGUCUACUCCCUAUCCGAAGUCGAGCUGAAGGCCGAGCAAAUCACCAGCAGGAGCCCAAUCCUAUUUGUGAAGAAGAAGGACGGUAGUCUGCGACUUUCAUCAGCAAACUCUGCUAUUCCUCAGGGCGCAGCGCCUACGCCCUGGGCACCAGGCACGCCAGGCGCUGCCAGGGCAGAGUGCUCGUGUCACGCGUCGCCAGGGUUGAGCGCUCGCGCCAGGCGUCGCCAGGGCAGGGUUCUCACGCCAGCCAUCGCCACAGCAGGGUGCUCGCGCCAGGCGUCGCCACAGCAGGGUGCUCGCGCCAGGCGAUGCUAG
Messenger RNA from Morchella sextelata, 1014 nucleotides. RefSeq lists its product as uncharacterized. The coding region runs from base 1 to 1014 and encodes 337 amino acids. Lineage: Eukaryota; Fungi; Ascomycota; Pezizomycetes; Pezizales; Morchellaceae. The record is from RefSeq and is a predicted model, not a curated record. The transcript has 2 exons.